CCGUCGACUUUCCGCCACCCGGGAUCGCUCUGCAUCAGAAGGCGACCUAAUCCAACAUAAAUAUGUCACCGAAUACCUUACACACCGCGAUCGUCACAGCAAAGGGCAUGUCCUACCGAGCAGUGGCUACGGAGCGAGGACAAGCGCGAAGGCCGAACCAGACUAAGGGUACGUCACCUCGCGCCGAAUCUGGUGGAUUACAAGCCAAGGCCGCCAGCGCCGUAUCCGAUGCUCCCAGCGCGCCGAUAAACGUCCUACCUACGGAACUCCUGGCGGAAAUAUUCAUAAAACUGAUGGACUCUAUCGUCGCCAACAAUGACCUUCGCCCAAAUCCCUCGCCGAUUCUUGGCACCACGAUAACUCGCGUUUGUAAAGCGUGGCGCGUCAUUGCGUAUAACACACCCAUGUUGUGGGUUUACAUUCCUCCGGGCGCUGGAGACAUUAACCUCCAACGAUGUCUUUCCCGCACCGGCGGGUGUCUCCUCAACCUGCAAUCUUCUAUCCGCUCAUCUGAGAUGGUGGCAUUCCUCGCGAAAAUUCGACCGCUCGUAUCAAGGUGCCGUGAGUUACGGCUGUGCGACAAAGGGCAGGCCUUCGACGAAAUUGAACCUAUGGCGACACCGAACCUAGAAUUUGUGCACAUCUACUUGUGCGAAUACAACAUGCCAGAUCGCGACCGGCUCCUCGCCUUCCUCAAGGAUGCACCGCGACUGCGCCGAUUGCACAUCAUCUCUCAAAACCACCGAUAUCCCGACUUCGGCCUCACGCUACCGCCCUCCUCGCGUAUAACAUCACUCAGACUGGACGUCACCUUUCUCGCUGCUCCAACUAUGUCUACGCUCCUCCAGCAAUGCUCCGAUACGUUGCGGGAGCUUGAUUUGCAGGCCGAGCGCGCUGUGGCCUGGUCAGCACCCUCACAGGCACCUGUAGACCUCCCAGCGCUCAAGCGCAUCCGCUUCUACGCAUAUACAUGUGGUGUCCUUCGACACAUCAACCCAACGAGCCUCGAGGAUGUGUCUUUCGAGUGGAAACCUAAAGACAGCCUUAGGGACCUCAACGACUUCCUCGUGCGCUUCCCGACUGCCACCACGCAGAUCCGCUGCCUCGAAGUCAACCCAUGCACGGAUACGGUGGAGAUAUACCUCCAAUGUCUGGGGAAAAUGACUAAUCUUCAGGAACUACGCUUUUGUUACAUAGCAAAAAGCAUCGCGGCCAAGAUUCUGGAUGCUCUGAUCUGCCGCGAUAAUGCGCCGCCUUUGGUACCCAAACUCACCUCCAUAGACAUCCGUCGCGACAUGAGGUCGACGUGGGUGUACAAAAAAUUCAUGUCGUCGAGGGCGGUCUCGAGGGUCGUCUGCGGCACGCAAGUGUCAGCAAUGCGCGACGAUCAAUGGCUCGACAGGCUUCAAGUUUAUGACGGCAUGCAUCCUUGAUGCAUUCAUCAGAGCUACGACUUGAUAUUCGAGUCGCUCGGAUGAGCGAUUGUCGAAGCUGACGCGUGGUUAUAAUCCAUUACUCGUUGUUUUGAGUAGACUUUUCUCCGCAAUGUCGAACCUGGUCGUAUCCCUGCGCGUUUUAUCUCUAUCGAUUCUGGAU
Molecule: messenger RNA, 1596 nt
Organism: Schizophyllum commune H4-8
Lineage: Eukaryota; Fungi; Basidiomycota; Agaricomycetes; Agaricales; Schizophyllaceae
Exons: 3
Coding region: 63-1433 (456 amino acids)
Source: RefSeq, a predicted model, not a curated record